Molecule: messenger RNA, 1119 nt
Organism: Aspergillus ochraceoroseus IBT 24754
Lineage: Eukaryota; Fungi; Ascomycota; Eurotiomycetes; Eurotiales; Aspergillaceae
Product: thioredoxin peroxidase DOT5
Exons: 2
Coding region: 322-900 (192 amino acids)
Biological process (GO): cellular response to oxidative stress; cell redox homeostasis
Cellular component (GO): cytoplasm
Molecular function (GO): thioredoxin peroxidase activity
Source: RefSeq, a predicted model, not a curated record
GUUGCAGCGCUUAGUCCUCACAAACACCAUUAACUAACUAGUUAACUAACAUUAUUGUUGUUAUUGUUGUCCAAUACCUAAUUUCAUUAUCCACUAUGCCUUUUCAAGUACUUAUCUGACAGUAUUAAUCCCUCACAAAAGCAGGGGCUACGAUGCUGCUGACAAGGUUGUGUCAGGACCCUUUUAGGGGAAACACUUACCCCAUUCCCGUCCUUUAAGGGGAUAGCGAUACGCGCGCAAAACCCCCCAGGAACUUUUCACGGAGGACUUGAUACUGACAACACACAUCAAUUCAGUCAAAUUCCAACUAUUAUCGCAAACAUGGUUGAACUGCGAAAACGCAAAGCGCCAGCUCCCCCUCCAGUACCCGUCAAGAAACCCAAGAAAACCAAGGCGCCUGCGGUGAAGGUGCCCAAGGUUGGCGAUGUGGUGAGCCUCGAAGACUUUGGUGGUGAAAUUGAGACGAACGAUGGCAAAAAAACUUCUCUAAAGGCCCUGGUUGAGGACAGCAAAUCCGGAGUUGUGCUGUUCACAUAUCCUAAGGCCUCUACCCCUGGCUGCACUAAGCAAGCCUGUCUCUUCCGUGAUGGUUACGAUACCCUGACCGCAACCGGUCUGUCAAUCUAUGGUCUAUCUGGAGACUCUCCAAAAGCCAAUACAACUUUCAAAACCAAGCAGAACCUACAGUACCCGCUGCUUUGCGACCCUGGAUUCACUUUAAUUGGUGCCAUUGGUUUCAAAAAGUCGCCCCGGGGAACAGUCCGGGGUGUUUUGGUUGUAGACAAGCAAGGCAAAGUUCUUCUUCUGCAGCCCGGUGGCCCAGAUGCAACUGUAGAUGCUGUCCAGGCAUUGGUUGCUUCAAUCUCCAAGGAAACUAAGGAUGAGAAGGCCGACGCAUAGACAGAAUGAGUCGCGGAGUUAGGUGAAAACGCGAGAGUACCUGGGAGCUUCCUGUUAGGACUAUCCUUGUUUUUAUGCUUUGAGGUGUACUGGAUUCCACUUGAAUAUCUCGCUUUGAUCGGACUAUUUACAUGUUGUAGCGCCAAUAUAACUGAAAAAUUGAAAUAGGACCCUGAUAUCCUUAAUAAAGAGGAUUAGCUGUAGGGGUUCUUUGCGCAG